Molecule: messenger RNA, 3018 nt
Organism: Camellia sinensis
Lineage: Eukaryota; Viridiplantae; Streptophyta; Magnoliopsida; Ericales; Theaceae
Source: RefSeq, a predicted model, not a curated record
AUGGCGGAGACCCUAAGGCAACAACAGCAACAACCGCCACCACCACCAGUACUUCCACCUGUAGUACAAGAUGUUCAUGUUGAGGACCGAACCAUCACUCUCACAAAGGAGUUUAAAAAGAUGAAACCACUGUCAUUUAAGGGGGGAAUAGAACCUAUGAAAGCUGAAUCAUGGGUGCUGGGAAUAGAGAAAUUGUUCGAAGUAUUUCCAUGUACUGAAGCCCAGAAAGUGCAACUUGCCCCCUUUACUCUUGAAGAUGAGGCGCGAAGAUGGUGGAUGCUUACAAGAACAUAUUUUCCUCAAAGCAUGCGAGAUAAGAAGGUGACGGAAUUUGAGACUCUUAGACAAGGAAAUAAGACUGUUGCAGAAUAUGACGCCCAAUUUGCCGAAUUAGCUCGGUUUGCACCUCAUAUGGUAGAUACAGACUAUAAGAAGGCACGAAAAUUCGAAGGGGGAUUGCGGGGUGCUAUUUUAGACCGAGUCAAUAUGCUAAAAUUACCCACAUAUGUUGACCAACCCAUUUCGAAGACACCCUAUAGGAUGUCACCAGCUGAAAUGAAAGAGUUAAAGAUUCAAUUACAGGAUCUGCUUGACAAGGGAUUUAUCCGCCCGAGUGUAUCUCCUUGGGGUGCGCCAGUAUUGUUUGUGAAAAAGAAGGACGGAACACUUCGGUUAUGUAUCGACUAUAGGGAAUUGAAUAAGGUGACAAUUAAAAAUAAGUACCCCUUGCCACGGAUAGAUGACCUAUUUGAUCAGUUACAAGGGCCACAAGUUUUCUCAAAAAUUGAUUUACGGUCUGGCUACCAUCAAUUGAAAGUUAAAGCCGAUGAUGUGGAGAAGACAGCUUUUCGAACCCGGUACGGUCAUUAUGAAUUUUUGGUUAUGCCCUUCGGGGUUACAAACGCACCAGCAGCAUUUAUGGAUCUAAUGAAUCGCGUCUUCAAGCCCUAUCUAGACGAAUUUGUGGUGGUUUUUAUUGAUGACAUUCUUAUAUACUCGAAGAGUGCAGAAGCUCAUGAGGAUCAUCUUCGCCUAAUUCUUCAAACACUCCGGGAGAAGAAACUGUAUGCCAAGUUGAAGAAAUGUGAAUUCUGGCUACAAGAAGUGGCAUUUUUGGGGCAUGUGGUGAUAAAGGAAGGAGUCUCUGUUGACCCACACAAAGUUGAAGCAAUUGUGAAUUGGCCAACUCCCACUAAUGUAACUGAGAUACGAAGUUUUAUGGGGUUAGCUGGAUAUUACAGGAGGUUUGUUCAAAAUUUCUCCAAAAUCGCUGUGCCACUUACCCAACUGACACGAAAAGGAGUUGCAUUCGAAUGGUCAGAGGAACGGGAAUCCGCCUUCCAAGAAUUAAAAACAAGAUUGACGACAGCACCAGUUCUGGCUUUUCCAUCUAGUACCGAAGGAUUCGUAAUUUACAGUGAUGCUUCGCACAAGGGGCUUGGUUGUGUGCUAAUGCAGAAUGGAAGGGUUAUUGCCUAUGCUUCUCGACAACUGAAACCCCACGAGAAGAAUUAUCCCACACACGAUCUCGAAUUAGCGGCAGUAGUUUUUGCUUUGAAAAUAUGGCGGCACUAUCUUUAUGGUACAACCUGCGAAGUUUACACUGAUCAUAAAAGCCUCAAGUACUUGUUUACCCAGAAAGAGUUGAACAUGCGACAACGGCGAUGGCUCGAGUUGAUUAAGGAUUAUGACUUGCAGAUCCAAUAUCAUCCUAGUAAAGCUAACAUGGUGGCAGAUGCACUUAGUCGGAAGAAUAUGGGGGACUUGGCAAAUCUGUUGGUAGAAAGAAAGGAGUUGAGGAUUGAACUGGAUAAAAUGAAUAUGGACCUAGUGGUACGUGAACAGGAGGCCAUACUAGCAGCAGUAAGAGCUCAACCCACCUUGCUGGAAGAGAUUAAGUUACAUCAACUGGAAGAUGAGACUUUAAGGAAAAUCUAUGAAGAGUUAGAGGCAAAACCAAAAUCGGGAUUCAGUUAUGUAGAUUUGACUCAAUAUAAUGCGGAUAAGCUGGCAGUACUGUAUAUAAAUGAAAUUGUAAGGCUUCAUGGUGUUCCAGUGUCAAUUGUGUCAAAUAGGGACCCCAAAUUUGUUUCAAGAUUUUGGCAAAGUUUACAGGAGGCUAUGGGAAGCUGGGAAACCCAUCUAUCGUUGACAGAGUUCGCCUACAAUAACAAUUACCAUUCGAACAUUGAGAUGGCACCUUAUGAAGCUCUAUACGGAAGACUGUGUCGUUCCCCUGUAUGUUGGGCUGAAGUUGGGGAUAGGGCAUUGUUGGGACCUGAAAUUGUGCAAUCAACAACUAAAAAGGUUAAAAUUAUCCGGGAGAGGUUGAAGACGGCACAAAGCAGGCAGAAGAGCUAUGCAGAUAACAGACGAAGGGAUUUGGAAUUUGAAAUGGAAGAUGAUGUCCCACAUGACGGUGCUCCUCUCGAGGUUCCACCUAUUGCUGCUGUGGCCGACGGGGUGGGAGAUGAUAUUGCCGCUGAUUUCAAGGCAAAGAUGGUCUUUCCUCCAGGGCCCAAGCCUGAGGGUGACUCUCGCUCCUGGAGAGGAUACAGGGCGGUGAUGGCCAAAGAAUGGUAUCAUGAGCUUCCAGCUUGGGUCCGUGAGUUGGUCGACGAGGCGGGCUUUGGCUUAUUCUGCACUGAGCUAUCACGACACUUGGCCAGCCGGGCCUUACUCAGAGCAUUGAUGGAGAGGUGUUGGGACACCACCAACUCCUUCAACUUCACUUCCACCGGGGAGAUGACAAUGACCCCCUAUGAUUUUUUUAUGAUCACUGGCUUGAGAGUAGGGGGUGAUCCGAUCCCUUUUGACAUGGAUAUCGGCCGAUGGAAGGCAGCACAGAUAUAUUUGGUCGAGGCGUGCCCUGUGCUAGACAGACCGACGAUGGUGCGAUACAGCUGGUUUUACAAGCACUUCCACGGGAGCCAGUCGGGGACACAUCAGAAGAUAAAGCAGUACACCUGGCACUUUCUGAUCUAUCUUCUUGGUACCAUCUUGUUUGUGAACAAGUAG